CAUAAACAUCCUUAUCCACAUAUAUAUAUAACAACAAGCAUAACACAAACACUCGAAAAAUAACAAUUGGAUCAGAGGUAAACCAUACCGGAUCUGAAAAAAUGGCGGACGAAGUGAUUCUUCUUGAUUACUGGCCAAGCAUGUUCGGGAUGAGGACAAAGAUGGCUUUGGCUGAGAAAGGAGUCAAGUAUGAGUACAAGGAAACGGAUCCAUGGGUUAAGACUCCUUUGCUCCUCGAGAUGAACCCCAUUCACAAGAAGAUCCCUGUUCUCAUCCACAACGGUAAACCCAUAUGUGAGUCUCUUAUCCAGCUUGAGUACAUCGAUGAGGUUUGGUCCCAUACAUACCCUAUCCUUCCCUCUGAUCCUUACCACAAGUCUCAAGCUCGGUUCUGGGCUGAUUUCAUCGACCGCAAGUUUUACGACCCAUCAUGGAAGAUAUGGGCAACAAUGGGGGAAGAACACGCAGCAGCGAAGAAGGAACUGUUGGAACAUUUCAAGACACUUGAAACAGCGCUGGGAGACAAGCCUUAUUAUGGUGGUCAAGUGUUCGGAUACCUGGACAUUGCAUUUAUGGGAUACUACAGCUGGUUCAAGGCCAUGGAGAAAUUUGGUGAGUUCAGUAUCGAAACAGAGUUUCCUAAAUUGACUACGUGGACCAAGAGGUGUUUGGAAAGAGAGAGUGUGGUCAAGGCAUUAGCUGAUUCUGAUAGGAUCAUUGAGUAUGUUUAUGUCUUGAGGAAGAAAUUUGGAGCAUGAGCCAUCUUUUCAUGUGUUGUAUAGAAGAAAAUGGUUGGGGGGUAUUAAGAAGAGUCUGAUUAUAUUGUGUGUGUUUCUGUUUUAUGCAAGAUUUGUACUUUUCUCCUGUUGUUUUGGUCAAACGCUCAAAGCAUUGUACAACCGUAAUAAAAAUGUUCACGGCACCUUUUUCGUUACCA
Messenger RNA from Capsella rubella, 937 nucleotides. RefSeq names its product glutathione S-transferase U26. Gene Ontology annotation, cellular component: cytoplasm. NCBI's taxonomy places the organism in Eukaryota, Viridiplantae, Streptophyta, Magnoliopsida, Brassicales, Brassicaceae. The transcript is spliced from 2 exons. Bases 102 to 758 code for a protein of 218 amino acids. Gene Ontology annotation, biological process: glutathione metabolic process. The record is from RefSeq and is a predicted model, not a curated record. Gene Ontology annotation, molecular function: glutathione transferase activity.